UCCCCCAGGGUGGCCCGGGAUCGAGAGCUCGGGGGUCGAGCGGCUCGGGAGCGGGAGGUCCUGGGGAUGCGGAGGCCAGCUUGCCCGUAGAGCGCUGGGGUCUGGGGUGGAAAGGCAGUUGAGGGAUGCCCUGCAGUCGGCUCACCGCCGCUUCCUUGGGCGCGCAGAGCCACCUCGCAGGAGGAGGCGGGGUGAGGUGUCAGUGACACGCUGAGGUCUUCUUCGGAGAUCUACCAGGGCAGGUGGGAUGCAGCGUAGCGGGGAGCAGGGGCCGCCGGAGCUUUUCCCAAGGGAGCUUACUCUGUCGUCCCUCUCAAUCCCCGCAGAGUGCUGGAGAGAGACAGUGAUUUAUGUGUAGGGAGAAGCAAGAGAAAUUUCCUGCACAAUGUAUCUUUCUCUGCCUUCACAGACUCAGUGACUUCCCAGCCCCAGGGAGUGUAUUUUUCCUUCUCUUCUGUAAAGCUUUCUGUGGCUCGCAUUAUCAUUUACUAAAUACUUUAAAUACAUCGCUAUUUAUUUCCGCCUGCAGCUUCGGACCUUUGUUGCUUUCUCUCCACUUUUAGGAAUUUCAGUAAUAAAUCACCGAGGGGGAUAGAUAGGCUCCCUUGCCCUUCACUUUAUUGUUCUCCCCUAACGCCACCAAAUCAGGUGGAAGGCUCUGGGAGAAAGGAACUCUGCAGAAUGCCUGCCUUUUCUCAAGGGGACCACAGAAAGUGGCAGGUGUUUUAAGGGCAGGCUGUUCUCCAGUUGGGCUGUUGAAUUUAGGGGACCUCAUUAACAGAAAGACAGCCUUUGUGUCCUAAAUCAGACACCUUUGAAACAGAAGGUUGGACUAAAAGGUAACGUGAGAUUUUUGUCUAAGGCCAAAACCAGGAAUGCUGAAAGAGGCUGAGUUAAUUCAGAGUCCAUUCCUCACUGAUACUAUACCCCUUGGAUUCCCAAUGGACAUUUAGCAUAAGUCAAGAAGGUGGGUGGGGGCCGGAGAAGAGGUGCCUUAAUUUUAAUAUAAUUCUAGACAUUCUGUUACCUUUAAAUAACUCUUAGCUUUCCAGUCUAUUUUUAGAUGAAAAAUGUGGGCUACAGAUAGUUGAACUUAGGAUACGAUGAAAGAAAACCUUCAGAAAAUUUCAACUUAGUGUUAAACUCGAAAGAAUUCUUAGCAACUCAGGCACUGAAUACUGCAGUCUCUGUUAUGCACAUGUUGAAGUAAACUGCCACAUACUUUUAGUUAUAUGAGAAGGAUGGAGAAAACCUGUUUCAUUUCAGAAAGAUAUGCCUCGGGUGUGCGUUUGGCGGUGUGUAAAGGAGAAACAUUUAUAUUUCUAUAAAACGCACAAAUGUACAUUGUUUAAGUUUCUUGCAAAGACUCGGAUAUAGUGUUUGGGAAGUCUUUCUUUGAAUGGUUUAAUCACCUAGCAAAAUCAGUUGCUAGAGGUGCUGUGCUAUUGUUUGUGUAGUAACCCACUAGGGAUGCUUUGAUUGACUGCUGAGGUUCCCAUCAGCCUCUACUGUGCAAAGUACUUAAACAGCACAGACUUUUAAGCAGGAAGCACAAAGAACCAGAGGACCUGACAUACACUAAUCUUAACUUGUGUAGGUUGCUUCCUGCAUUUCCCUUACUUCUGGCGGACUUUGCAGGUGGCUUGACUUUUUGUGGAAGGCUUUAACUUCCCUUGGAGAUAGGACCCUCCCCUAUCCUCAGGGCAUAUAUAGAGCAGUGCCCAGGGAUAGAAACCUGUGUCAUAGGGCGGUGCUCCACCAGGGUCAGGUAAAAUUUAAUACUUGGUUCUUUUGCUUUCCUCUGGUUUUCCCACUUUGUGUGUGUACUCUCGUGGUUCUCUAGACAGUCUCUCUCUCUCUCUCUCUCUCUCUCUCUCUCUCUCUCUCUUUCUUUUCAAUGGCAGUAGGAUUUUUGUUCUCUUGGGAUUGUUUCUUUGGUAAACAUGUAGAUAAAAUUUGAUGACUGUUCUUAAGUAAAAUGCUAGGGAAGUGAUUUCAGGACUUAAACAAUAUCUUUGCGAAAUCAAAAAUAUAGACAAUAAUGGGUUAGAAAAUUUGUUGUUUCAAUGUGCGUUAAUAGUUAACAGCAUGUGAUCAGCAUCUCCACUAUGUAGAAUUAUAGCUAGGUCAGUACAAUUAUCUACCAGAUUGUCAUUCUUUAGCUCAAUGACAUUAAUACUUAUUAGAAACUAAUUAAAAUAGGAAUUUGAACUCUAACUGUACUUCUUUGAUAGAGUUGCUUUUAAUAUCUGGCUAUUUUAUUUGUUUGUUUAUGACUGGUGCCUUUUUCAAGAGGUUUUUUUUUUAUUCACCUAGAUUGAAUUAGAAAACGUUACACUGUUUUUAUUGACACUUUCAUAUUGUAUCCAAACAUUCCACUUGAUAAACUUUUGUUGUGUAGGUGGCCUGCUUCCCCUGUGCACAGGAGAGGAGGGCUGUAUUUGUUUACUGUUAAAAUUAAGGGAUGGGGCACAAGAAUAUACUUAAUGUCACUUUCAAAUACUGGGUUACAUUGAAAUGAAAAGCUGUGGGUUUUUUUUUUUUUUAUUGUUGUUGUUUUUAAAUCCUUCAAGUUUUCUCUCAUUGUUUGGGCACUCUCCCUCCAUUGUCAGGCUUAAAACAUACAGUAUCUUUGUCAUCUGUCCCUUGAAUAAUGGUCCUGAGGUGAUAUUAUUAAUGUGGCUUUUUAAAAUCAAACUAAUUAUACUGGCCUAAAAGAGCCACAUGUGUGUGAUUCUAGCUGCCUGGUGCCUUUUGAGAGCCCUGGAGACAAGCUAGUGAAUAGAGCUGAAAAUUCAUGCUGUAUUUGAUUAAAUGGAACAGACUCGCUGCUCCUUACCCCAGCAGGGGCUGUGAGAUCUCUUGAUCCCCGAAGCGGCUCCUAGACCCUGGGAAUUCCAUUAGCGAGCACCUGAGGAAUUUCUGCCCUGCAGUGCCUUUUUUGUAUGUGUGUAUGUGUAUGUGUGGAGAGGGAGCAGAUCUGAGUCGUGAAUGGGAGGGGGAGUUGAGGGGGCGGAGAGCAGGCUGCAUUAGACGGCUCCAUAUGUUAGCAGAUCUAAAAUCAAGGCAUGACUUAACAGCUUAUCUUGUAAGAGAAAAGCCCAACCCAAAGGCAGCCGGCACUGGGGACUUUAUUACAGGCAGGGCUGUGGUGCAUUAGCACUGAAGCGAACCCUAGUGUAAGUACAGAGAGGUGCUGCUUUCUGCUCUCCUUCUAAGUACAGGCGUAUGCCUAUUUGCAGCCUUGGUAAGUGUUUUUGAAUGCUCUUUGGAUAAAUAUGUGAACGUGUAUUACAGUGUGCUCUUGCCUGGAAGGGCCGGUGUGUAUUGUGUAAUAACUUAAAAUUUGAGAGCAAAGUCAGGCUUUUUAUGACAAGUCAUUUGCCUGUGCAGAAAUGAAGUGCUUGUUUGAAUAGGCAUAUUUUAGUUUAUAGCUUUGUUUCCAUAUGUUCUUGUUCUGUGUCUUUUUAUUAUAGAGUUUAAAUUCAUUUUCUCUCUCAUUUCUGUUGGCAUUUAAAACGAUUCUGUUGGCGUCUUAGUAUUUUGAGCCAUCGCUCUUCCGACUCUCUAGCAGCUCCAAGUAAAUGAAAAUAUAAUUUCCAAAACCAUUCUGGAACAGAUUUGUGGAGAAGCUUUGGUGUAUCUCCUUCUGCCUGCCCUGGGUGUACUUUGGAAACAACUUUUUUUGCUGAGUCCUAUCCCAGUUCACUUAUUGUGUGCCCUUUCCACAGAGGACUGGUUGUAGUUUGUGGGUGGUAUCGUUAAUUGAUUCUCAUCUUCUGGGAAUGUGAAUCACAAUGUGAACAGUUUUCAGCUCAUUUAGAAUGCAGUGGCAUGUUUGAUGGCUGCCGCGAUAUAUUUUAUUGCUAACUAAAAUCAUGUAGACAGUGCCGUUCUUUUCUUCCCACUCCCAUGUAUUCCUGUCGCAGGUUCUCACAAUACAACAUGUUACUCCUUUUCCUCUGACACCCCGGACACGCCUUUUAAGAAGUAGAUUAAACCCUGAAGUCAGUUACUGUUUGCCUUCACGGUUUAGUUGCUGUAUAAUAUAUUUUGAUGGCCAGAGAUAAUUAAAAAACAGACAAACAAAACACCCUCAUAGAACAUUUUGUUCUGCUGUAUGUGAGGUGGAAUCUGAGUAGGCGCUUUCAAUUCUUGAAUGCCAAGGAUGUGCUUUUUAAUAGAGAAAAAGAAUGUGUAAGCUGGUUACAUUAUUGAACCUAGGUUACACAUUCUACUCCUUUCCUUGACGAAGCUGUGUAGUUGAUUUUUAUUUUUAUGGCACUGUAAUAGAAAUUGAAUUAAGGGGUUGACAUGGAACUUGCUUCAGUCUACUCCUCUUAUUGUUUAUUUGAGCUUAGGCCAUGGGCUUGACCUAGCCUUGGAUCCUUUAUCUGUAAAAUGGGGAUUAAAUGGAUAGGAUAUCUUCCCUCCGUGGGAUUAAAUGAGUAAGUGAAAUGAGUAAAACAUUUGGCAGAUAGUAAAACUUGUAUAAAUGUUAGCUGCUGUCAUUUUUAUUGAUUCCUCCUGGGCCUGUUUGUGUGCUUCUUUGGUCUAAAAGUGAAUGCUUUCAAGUUCUAAAUAAAGAGGAAGUCUUGUAAGUUUGUAACAAUGUGUCCCGUGUAAUCGCUACAACUUCAUCUGUUGAUAUUUCUUCAAUCUCCAUUUGAAACUUAGAAAGCAGUUGGAAACAAUGAGUGGAGCUUUUUCCAAUCUAGGCUAACGUCCACACUAGGGUACACCCCUGAAUGCAGCAGGUAGCCAAAUGAACUUGAGCACUCACCUGUUCCAUCACUAGCGAUCCAGUUGCAUUCACUUUGCCUAGGAAGGCUCUCCCUCAGCCUUCCUCUCCCGCUGCAGGCUCCAGCUAUGCAGAUCAGUCUUGCCAUAGGAUCAUUUUGCCUGUUCUUGAACUUGGUGGAGUAGAGUCUUAAAGUGGUGGCAUUCCUGAACGAGUCCUUCUGCCUGUGCGAUUUACCCAUGCUGUUGUGUGCAAUUCUUAUUCCUGUGUUUCAAGUUGUUACGGUCUUUGUGUGUUUUGAAAUUUCUUUUAUUGGCACUUGGGGUAUAUGGUCAUUGGCAGGACAAAAAAAAAAAAAAAGAAUAACAUUUCUUCACAUAUUAUUAGAACCCAGUGGCUAUUUUAGAAAAAAUAACCAUGGCAUCCUUUUUUUUUUUUUUUUUUAGAUGUAAAACUGAGUUGGAAGUAACUCAGUUAUGUUUGUUUCCAGUUCCAUAUACCAAGUCCUUUCAUAAUACAUUUUCUGUCUCUGUCUCUCUCUCUUUUGGAGGUAAAGGAAGGGCUUCAAGAUAGAGAGAAGGGAGUGUAUGAGAUAGCUUAUGAUUUUCAUGUUUGGAAUGAAGUUUACUGAUCAAUACUUAGAAUUUGGUAGGAAUAACGACCAGCUCAACUAUAGUGUCCUCUCGUUGAGUUGGAAACGUAACUGCAGACUGUUUAUACACACAUAUACACGGCUUUGUGUGCAGAUACUGCUCUUUGAUUUAAGAGAAAGUCUAUCAGAAAUUGAGGGGAGUAGAGCAAAGAAGCUCUGGUCCAGGGAGACAUUGAAGAACAAGGCCACACAGUUCUGUUGUGGAGAACAGUUUUACCCAGUCUGAACAAUCACUGUACAUCGAGACUCUCUGUUUAUGUGCGUUGAAAUUCCUUAAUAUGGGGAGUGAAAUUUAUCUCACAAGGAGUAAAACAAAAAGUAGAGUGAUAGUGAUGGGUAUAAAGUUUUUCUGUUUUGUCCUUCUGGGUUUUUUUUUGUUUGUUUGUUUUGUUUUUGUUUUGUUUUGUUUUCCAAAAUUUGUUGGGGACUGUAGUUGAUAUGAAUAGUUUGUACUAUGUUAUUAGAAAUGUUGAUCGAGGGUUUUCUGGAUGGUUUGCUUGGACAUUUGCCAACCUUUCCCCCUCAGGAGACAUUGUAUUUUUCAGCAUUAGUAAGUUUAUUAAAUCUUUCUAUUCAUAGCUCCUUGACACAGGUCAUUUUUCACGGACAGUCAUGGGUAGAAAAGGAUCCCCCUGACUCCCAAGGAGCCCAUUAUGGCCAGGGUGUCAUUAGAUCUGGGGACAGCUGUAGUGGCCAUGUGUGACUCAUUUAUUUAAAAUUAUGUUUUAGAGUCAUUUUAUGUUUUUGGAAUAUAAAUGUUUUGCUUGGAUGUAUGUAUGUAUGUGCCCUUGGAGGAGGUCGUAGAUCUACUGAACUAUAGUUAUCAAUGGUGCCUGUGAACUACCAUGUGAGUGCUGGGAACACACGCAGGUCCUCUACAGAAGCUACAAGUGCCGUCUCUCCAGCUAUAGCUGUCUGAGCUGUCUCUCCAGCCUACAUCUUUUCUUGUAGGGGCAAUUAUAGGUGUAGAUCCAUGUGCAGCAUGCUGUUUGAAAGGCUGUGGGUCCUUCUGGACUGUUCUAAUUGUAUAAAACGUCUUUUUUUGUGAGUGAGAGACUGGAUCAGUGACCUCUUAGAGCCUUUGUGCCAAGGUUCCAUGAAAUAGGUUUUCAUGGUAUAGCUGGGCCAGAUACUUGUCAUACUAUGAUUGCAAAGGGGGAAAUGUAUCCUGUUCCCAAAUCAAUACAUUUCCCCAAACUAACCCUGGCAUAAAAUUGAGACUGCUUCUACUUGGCCUGCUUUUUGCAUUUCAAGUGAGAUUCUUAAAGUAUUAGUAACUAGUAUGUCAGUUAUUCUUCCUGGCUUUAAAAUAAUAUCGCAAUGAUUUAAUUUACAGUAAUCUAAAAGAAAUAUUGUAAGGGAACAUAGGGAACCACAGGGGUCUCUGGUACACCUGUAAGUCAGCCUCAGCAGUGUACUGAAAUACAGUCUUUAAAAACAAAAUGAAGGAGCUGGAGGGAUGGCUCAGUGGUUAAGAGCACUGACUGCUCUUCCAGAGGUCCUGAGUUCAAAUCCCAGCAACCACAUGGUGGCUCACAACUAUCUGUAAUGGGAUCUGAUGCCCUCUUCUGGUGUGUCUGAAGACAGCAAUGGUGUAUACAUACACAUAAAAUAAAUAAAUCUUAAAAAAAAAUAAACAAAUGAACAAAAAUGGAGAUAAAAUGGGGUUUUCUAAUGCUUGGAGUUAUCAGUAUCAAAACUGAUGGUACUUGGCAGAUACAGAAUAUCUGUAUUUCGGUCAGUCUACUUGUUACGUAUUUGCUCCUACAAAUUAGACGUAAAGAGUAUCAAAUACUCCUCUUGUUUUUCUAGCAUCCAAAGUUCUCUAAACUUUAAUUUCAAGGGAAAGAAAGGGGAAGAGGCCAGAGGUCAGGCCCAGUGAUGUAACAGCAACAAAACUAUGUGGGCUUGGCUGGGGUCACACACAGUUACUCUUCACUGGGUGUAACUCCUUCUACAAAAUGGCAUUUUAUGUUAUUAAUUGGUCUUUAGAAGAGUUGGCAGUUCUGUGUGAUCUUGAAUCAUCGAAGUAAUAUUUUUUCUUUUAUAAAACAGGAAAGUGUAUUCAGUUUUUACUCUUAAAUUUAAUUGAUGAUGAUGGUGGUGGUGGUGGUGGUGGUGAUGAUGAUGAAGAAAAUGGUGAUUGCAUGUGAGUAUCUGUGAAUUCUGGGAUGGAACCUUAGUCUCCAGGUUUGCUCUGCCAUCAUUUUGAUCUGCUAAGCCAACUCCAGCCCAAAGACAGUUCUAUAUUUAUUGUGUGCACAUAGCUACCCUCCCUCCCUCCUCUCCACUCAUGCUCUUUUCUCUGUGGGUAUGCCUUAUCUCUCCAGCUCCAUUCCCAAAAUCAGGAGGGGGAAUAAAAAUAUAAGGGGACCCCCCCAAUAAAACCCCCAAAGAAAUAAACUUCACGACCCUUUCCUAAACAGUUACUAGCCUAUCACCAUGUUCCUGUCUUCAAACAGUCUAUCGUUUGCUUAUGAUGUUCCUCAACCCUACGUUUGACCACGUUCCAGCUCCCAGUUUUGUGUCUGUGACUAUGCCAGGCUUCAGGAUCUCUUUCCCCUCCCUUUUCUGAGCCAGGGUCUCUCAUGUCCUAGGCUGGCUUCAAACUCACAGACUUCUGAUUUCCCUACCUCCACCUCCCAAGUGAUAGAAUUGCAGGUAUGUGCUAUUAUGCUGGGCUUAUGGGGUUUGUAUGACUACUAGGCAAGCACCCUGCCAGCUGAGCUAACUUCCUUAGCUUGGCGACUAUCUUAACACCCUGUAAUUGUGUACAGUGCUGUCAAACUUGCCCUGUAAGGACAAUAGAGUUUUCCCCCACCAUUACCUGUUCUCACCCUACUGACUGUGCCCUGAAAACCCCGAUGCACAUUUGAAUUCUUGGGCAAAUUCUAGUUCGAAGGUUUGCUUGGACCCUGAGGAAGCUAACCUUAUCUGUGGGUUAAUUCAUUAAUAGAAUGGGUUCUUACAGAGAGGGCUAGGAGGAGGCAGGGCCUUGCUGGAGGAAAGUAGGUCACUGGGACAUGCCCUUGAAGAAUGUAGUUCUUGGGCUCUACUUUUACCUCUCCUCUGCUUCCUAGCUGCUUUGAGAUCACAGACUCCUGUGCCAUAGGCAUCGACUGCUGAGUUCUGCUUCACAUCAGGCCUGUGGAAGUGAAGCUGGUCACCAUGGACCAAAACCUCUGAACCAUGCACCAGAAUAAGCUGAGGCCUGAGCUUUCUCGGAAAGUCUUCCCAGCCUACUUCUGUAAUUGGGCGAUAUGCAUCCAGACCUCGGACCCUUAUGGAAACUGCUGUAUGUUCUUGUGAUUCUGUGUUCUUCUGUGAGCUCAGACUUGGCACCUUAUUUUAUUUCUGAGCCACUCUCUGCUGUCCAGAAGCUUGGCAGACCCGUGGUCCUACAUUGUUCUGCUAAACCUGUUACUGCCCGAAUCUCAUGGUUGCAUAAUGGAAAACGAUUGGACAGAAACACAGAACAGAUAAAGAUCCACCGGGGGACUUUGACCAUUCUGUCUCUCAACCCUUCCCUUUCUGGUUGCUACCAGUGUGUGGCCAACAACAGUGUUGGGGCUGUUGUCAGUGGCCCUGCCACAGUGUCCGCUGCAGCCCUGGCUGAUUUCGAUUCAUCAACAAUGCAUGUUAUUACUGCAGAAGAGAAAAACACGGGUUUCAUUGGCUGCAGGGUACCUGAGAGUAACCCCAAAGCUGAGGUGCGCUACAAGAUCCGGGGAAAGUGGCUGAUGUAUUCCACAGGGAACUACAUAAUCCUUCCCUCAGGAAAUCUUCAGAUUUUGAAUGUAUCCUCGAAGGAUAAGGGAUCCUACAAGUGUGCUGCCUAUAAUCCUGUCACCAGUGAACUGAAAGUUGAACCCGCUGGCCGGAAGCUCCUUGUGAGUCGUCCUUCCUCGGAUGGUUUUCACAUUCUUCACCCUGCUCUUUCUCAGGCAUUAGCUGUCCUUCCGCACAGCCCUGUUACCUUGGAGUGUGUAGUGAGUGGGGUCCCCGCCUCACAAGUGUAUUGGCUGAAGGACGGGCAGGAUGCUCUGUCAGGAAGCAACUGGAGAAGGCUGUACUCUCACCUGGCCACAGCUAGCAUCGACCCAGCGGAUUCCGGGAACUAUUCCUGUGUGGUGGGCAACAACAGGUCCGGAGAUGUUAAACACGUCACUUACACAGUCAACGUACUGGAGCACGCUUCAAUUUCUAAAGGGCUGCACGAUCAGAAGGUGUCCCUGGGGGCCACCGUACGUUUUACCUGCGAAGUUCACGGGAACCCAGCCCCCAACCGCACCUGGUUUCAUAACGCACAGCCCAUCCGCCCCUCCUCACGGCAUCUGACGGAAGGAAGUGUUCUGAAGAUCACCGGGGUCAUCAUGGAGGAUUCUGGGUUGUAUCAGUGCAUGGCAGACAAUGGGAUUGGAUUUAUGCAAUCUACUGGAAGACUUCAAAUUGAACAAGACAGUGGACAGAGGCCUGUCAUAGUCACCGCCCCAGCAAACGUAGAGGUGACGGACGGAGACUUCGUGACUUUGUCUUGCAAUGCCACAGGAGAGCCUGUCCCGGUCAUUCAUUGGUACGGCCGCCAUGGAUUGAUAACCAGCCAUCCAUCUCAGGUCCUUAGGUCCAAAUCUCGAAAGUCCCACCUCUUCCGACCUGGGGACCUGGACCCGGAGCCUGUCUACCUCAUCAUGUCCCAAGCGGGCUCGAGCUCUCUGUCCAUCCAGGCAGUGACUUGGGAGCAUGCUGGGAAAUACACUUGCGAAGCUGUGAACAAACAUGGCAGCACACAGUCAGAAGCGUUCCUCACAGUCGUUCCUUUUGAAACAAACACAAAGGCAGAGCCAGUCACACCCUCCGAAGCUUCUCAGAACGAUGAACGAGACCCACGAGACGGUUCAGAGUCCGGCUUGCUGAACUUGUUUCCAGUGAAGGUGCAUUCCGGUGGAGUGGAAUUGCCAGCAGAGAAAAAUGCCUCUGUCCCCGAUGCUCCUAACAUACUGAGCCCCCCACAGACCCACAUGCCAGACACAUACACCCUGGUGUGGAGGGCGGGGAGGGAUGGCGGAAUGCCCAUCAACGCCUAUUUCGUGAAGUACCGAAAGCUGGACGACGGCAGUGGUGCGGUAGGCAGCUGGCACACGGUUCGCGUCCCAGGGAGUGAGAGCGAGCUGCAUCUAACCGAACUGGAGCCUUCAAGCCUUUAUGAAGUUUUGAUGGUGGCCAGAAGUGCAGUCGGCGAAGGACAGCCUGCCAUGCUUACCUUCCGGACCAGCAAAGAAAAGAUGGCAUCAUCAAAAAACACCCAGGCGUCCUUUCCACCUGUGGGCAUCCCUAAGCGGCCUGUAACUUCGGAGGCUUCCAACAGCAAUUUUGGAGUUGUGCUUACGGAUUCCUCUAGGCAUAGUGGAGUCCCAGAGGCACCAGAUCGACCUACUAUCUCGAUGGCAUCGGAGACCUCAGUCUAUGUCACCUGGAUUCCCCGUGCAAAUGGCGGCUCUCCCAUCACUGCCUUCAAGGUGGAAUAUAAGCGGAUGAAAAGUAGUGACUGGCUGGUGGCUGCUGAAGACAUCCCUCCUUCCAAACUCUCUGUGGAAGUCCGGAGUUUAGAGCCAGGUUCGAUAUACAAAUUUAGGGUCAUUGCUAUCAACCAUUACGGUGAGAGUUUUCGGAGCUCGGCGUCCCGUCCCUACCAGGUGGCUGGCUUCCCAAAUCGCUUUUCCAAUCGCCCCAUAACUGGACCUCACAUCGCAUACACAGAGGCUGUCAGCGAUACUCAGAUCAUGCUAAAAUGGACGUAUAUUCCAUCAAGUAACAAUAACACUCCCAUUCAAGGAUUCUAUAUCUAUUACCGGCCAACAGACAGUGACAAUGACAGUGAUUACAAGAGGGAUGUUGUGGAAGGUUCAAAGCAGUGGCACACCAUUGGUCACCUGCAGCCAGAGACCUCCUAUGACAUUAAGAUGCAGUGCUUUAAUGAAGGAGGAGAGAGUGAGUUCAGCAACGUGAUGAUCUGCGAGACUAAAGUGAAACGAGUUCCCGGAGCAUCGGAGUAUCCCAUGAAAGAGUUGAGCACUCCUCCCAGUUCUUCAGGGAACGGAGGGAACGUGGGGCCUGCAACCAGCCCUGCCAGGAGCAGCGACAUGCUGUACCUCAUCGUCGGCUGUGUGCUUGGGGUUAUGGUCCUCAUUCUUCUGGUCUUCAUUGCACUGUGUCUGUGGAAGAGUCGCCAACAGAGCGCCAUACAGAAAUAUGAUCCUCCAGGAUAUCUCUACCAGGGGUCAGAGAUUAAUGGGCAGAUGGUAGAGUAUACCACUCUCUCAGGAACAGCCCGGAUCAAUGGGAGUGUUCACGGAGGCUUCCUCAGCAAAGGCAGUCUCAGCAAUGGCUGCUCUCACCUCCACCACAAAGGCCCCAACGGAGUCAAUGGGAUCCUGAAUGGAACCAUAAAUGGGGGGCUUUAUUCUGCACACACCAGCUCCCUAACCAGGACGUGUGUGGAGUUCGAACAUCCUCACCAUCUAGUGAACGGUGGAGCAGUGUACACGGCUGUCCCUCAGAUGGACCCACUGGAAUGCAUUAAUUGUCGGAAUUGCCGGAACAACAAUAGGUGUUUCACCAAAACCAACAGUCCCCUUCCUGUGGUCCCAGUGGUAGCCUCUUAUCCUCAGGAUGGACUGGAAAUGAAGCCCCUCGGUGUCAUGAAGUUCCCAGUGUGUCCAGUUUCCACAGUUCCUGAUGGUGGCCAGAUACCUGAGGAGUGCCUCAAGGACAGCGUGGCACCAGCACCUACCCAGCGUACAUGCCGCCAGGACAACACAAGCGACAUCAAUUCUGAUUCCACAGAAGACACAGCAGAGUUCAACAGAGGAGACAGCAGCGGUCAUUCAGAAGCAGAGGACAAAGUUUUCAGUUGGAGUCCUCUUAUUUUAUCACCUGUCUUGGAGGACUGCAGUGAGAAGACAGCGUGGUCUCCUCCUGGCCCCCCUCUAGACGGGCUGUCAGUGGUCCUUCAGCAAGCCCAAGAGACCUGAGAGGAAUGUGAGCAGGCCUCCCACUGCAAGCCAGUAACUGCACCACACAGGCCUGGGGACAAACUGUGUGAAGGACAUUAAUUCAAAUCAGAGAAAACCAUUAUUUAUUUUUUGGUAGUAGUAAUGUCAUGAAUGUAUCUUAAAAUGUGCGCCCUUUUAUAUUAUUUAUGCCUUAUGUUUUCCCUUCCCCAUUUCUUCCUCCCCCUAUUUUUUUUUAAUGCAGAGUUUUUUUAAUCGUCUGGAGAGCAGGGGAUCAUUCUGUGUCUUCUGGGGCCUUCAGUUGGCAGGCUUCCAUCUUCUGGCCUGUUCAGUUGUGGGGAGAGGAUUGCCCACGCCAUUUCACAUUUGUCACCAGUCGUUCCUAGAUGGAAAAACUGUUACCUCUCCCAUGUCGUCAGACUUUUGGGAACAUUUAAAAAUCAACCAUAGUUGUGAUCAUAUGUUUAUAAUAGCCAACCCAGCUGACACACUUUUGAGUACCUUCCAGAAAAAUACUAAUACUGACUUAUUUUCUCUCUGUGCCUGGGUACAAGUAGCGAUCAAUCUUCUAGGUAUCAAAUUAGCCAGUGUUGUUAUGAACACAGAAACAUGUAAAGUCUGUUUGGAUUAUUGUAUUAUAUAGAAAGGGAACCAGAUUCAGAAGGAAAAGUAAUGCCUUCAUGGUCCACUGCUCCUAUUAUCUUAAUUUACAAAAUGGCCACCACGAGUUCUUCGCACUACUUGCAGAGGUAUAUAAUAAAUACAAAAGUAAGGCCUUUAAACUGAUAGUUUGAAGAGAAGGAUAUUACAUGCCUCAAGAAAGAGGAGGGCUGAAGGGACCUCUAAGUGAAGCUCUUCCCUCUGUCCCAUACUGCUUGUGGUGUUUACACUACCUGAAGGCUGACAUUUUUGUCACUUCCAGUGUUGACAGUAUCCUGGGGGAUCUGAGUGAGCAUGUGUGACUCAGCCUUCUGCCACUAGAGCAGAAUUCCUGAGGUGAUUGUCUUAUAACACAGGGUUAUCUUGACUCCCAGUUUUAGAAGUUCUAGUUUGUGGCUGAAUAGACCUGUAGCUUUGGACCUGUGUUGAGGAAGCAUAUCAUGGUGGGCAUGCAUAGCAAAGCGAAAUAGCUUAAACCGUAAAUCGGGGGGGGGGGGGAGCGGAGUGUUCAAGGCUCCACUGAGAGCACGCCUCAAUGGUCUGACAACCUCACACUCCUCCCUCUUCAAGAAUCUGCCACCUCCGAAACAUGCUGCCGUGGGAAUCAGACUUCGGACACACAGAUAGGCUUUGGAAGAUAGUAUCCAAACUGCAGCAGAAUGUCAGGGAAGGCUUAGCUGUGAGAGAGGGUUUAAGGGCAUUUUUCUGACAGUCUUUCUGGCCGCCAUCACUAUGAGCAGUAACCCUGGCUUCAGUCAGCGGGGUUCACGCAGUCAGUUACUGUUCUCUGAGCAACAAGAACAUUGCAGCUGUCUUUGGAAGGCUUACAUGCAUUUCAACAGCUUGAACCAAGCCCUAGUGGAUCACAGAUCUGCUUUUGAAUGGUGUAUCCCUUAGUGGGGCAGGGGGAAGGGAACCAACAUUAUUUCUCUUUAUGCGGAAUCAAACAAUUCCAGGAUACGUUUUGUUUUCGUUUCCCGCAAAGCGAAAGAGAAUACGGUACUGUACUGAUCAACUCUAUAUACAUGCGUCAGUAUUCCCUUACAUAUGCCUGUGUCUUUUAUAAAUAGAACUGCUAGUGGGAGUGUGAGCUGUUUCAGCAGAGCCACUGCGCUAGAGUUCCUUCUGUAAAAUUGCAGUAAAUAGAAUUCCAUAGAUGGGUAGCGGGGUGCUAUAGAAGCAAGUUCUAUGAUCCUGGGGUUCAUGGCCAUAGUGUAAAACAUCCGCAAUUAGUUUUGGAGGUGCUUAGCUGUAGCCUUACAUCUUGACUUGCCAAGGAUGGCGUAGAGACCUACUGUGCGCUUUGCCAGUUGAGUCGGAACUAAGCCGUCUCGGAGCAGGGCGUUUAGGAAAGCAGGAAGCAAAUGUCCGUGGGCAAUCAGUUGUUCACUGAGACUCAUGAAACAGGUAGGUCGGCACGAGCCUUGGGUCAGAACUGCUUUUAAAGAUUGAGUUUGACGUGGGGCUUGCCCAUGAGGAUGAUAAAAUUCCCUUACCUUUAGGGCAAUCUCAUUGUGGACUGCUUUAUUUAUGAUUAGUAACGCUGUUUUAAGUGUUAACCCUUUUAUUGUAUUUUAUUUAUAAAAAAUGGCUUUAUAUAUUGAGAUAUAUAAAAUAUAAAUAUAAAUCUAUAUAAUUGCCUUUAUAUUUAGGAGUUUGAGUUCUCCUUAGUGUGAGUUUCUGUGAACUUUCAUGUUCUGCACAGUCACCAGAAAUGGUUGUAGCAAGUGUCACUUCCCCGGGAAUCAAGAGGACAUAGGAAAAAUGUGUGUGGGUGGGUGUGGGGGGGUCACCAGUCAUUCCUACGUGGAAUGGCAUGCACUUGUGGAGGGACAAUUGUUUAUUGAGUUCCCUGUUUAUUACUGUUAUCUCAUCUGACCCCCACAGCAAAUAGACAGAGUAGGCAUGAAGUUCUCAGCCCAUGAGUGAGCUAGAGCCCGCACUGGAGCCCAGUUCACCUGUCCCGUCACCCAUGCCCCAUUUACCUGCUUUCUGGAAGUGUUAUGGUUCACCCUCCAUGGAACCAGUCCAGAACGUGUGCAUUGUCCACCCCUGCUGCGAACUUUCUCUGUGAGGCUCCAACUGCAGCUGGUGGGGCUUCCCUCUGUCCACCCUCAUCCCAAACUGACAGGGCUCUUACCAAGUACAUCAUCUUCAGGAAUCUCUCUUUGAUACCCUCCCCUUACCCUCACCCAACUCCUACCCUCUCCUAACCCUGUGAACAUUUAACCUUCAACUGGCUCACUGGCCAUGAACCUGGUAGGGGCCUCUUCAUGUAUUGGGUGAGUCUUCCUUUAGCGUUAAACUUCCCUAGGCCUAGUAAAUUGUGUCACCUUUCCCUGGUUGUGUUCACCAAUUACGUAGCCGACUCUGGUGACAGGUGCUAUACAGGGUAUAGGUUAAUUGCGUCACUCUAAACCGUUGAGGUGAUCUCACUGUUGAACGGUUUUUACUGGGUUCUCUUUGUACAGUUGUUAUUCCAGGCUGAUGACGUCACUUCUCUGUGUCAGCCCCAGCACUACCAGGAAACUGUGUGGAACUGUCCUUUACCUGUAUUGCUCGCUCUGACCGUGUUGACCCUGAGAUGCAUGUUUUGUACUAUAUUGAAAAAAAAUGUUUAUUUUCCUUAAAGUUGUGCUAUUAUGUGUGAAAUUGUACAUACUCUAAGUGAUGUAGUUUUGACCGGUUUUAUUUGGUUGACAUGAUUUUAUAUUAAAAGAGAAUGCUGCUUUCA
Rattus norvegicus (Norway rat) is the source of this 15797-nucleotide messenger RNA. RefSeq names its product cell adhesion associated, oncogene regulated (gene Cdon). The record is from RefSeq and is a predicted model, not a curated record. Gene Ontology annotation, cellular component: plasma membrane. NCBI's taxonomy places the organism in Eukaryota, Metazoa, Chordata, Mammalia, Rodentia, Muridae. Gene Ontology annotation, biological process: smoothened signaling pathway.